Messenger RNA from Cuscuta epithymum, 4059 nucleotides. NCBI's taxonomy places the organism in Eukaryota, Viridiplantae, Streptophyta, Magnoliopsida, Solanales, Convolvulaceae. The record is from the annotation of a GenBank genome assembly.
CAAGUAUGACAAAUCAUAACUUGAAAAUUUGUGAAAGAUAAAGUUUACAUAUUGAUAAUCUCAUUGUCCCAUAUGACACCUUUAUUCAAUUUCCAAAGAAAGCAAUUUCCUAUAAAAGUAAGCUUUGCAGCAAUGACAAUCAAUAAAAGUCAAGGCUAAAUGUGAUCACAAAAAAAUCCAUUUAUACAUUGAGAGAUAAGUUUCAUUAAUGAACAAUUGUACAUUUCAAUGCCAAUUGCUAUCGUGAUGAGGCCUCUAGUACGUUGAUGAAACCUAGUUGAGGGGUUUUGGCUAAGGUGUUCUGGGAUAUGCUAAUGGACCAUUCUUGAGUUGUCUACCACUGUGUUCUAGAUGGUUUCUACCUUGUUUGUAGGGUUUGAAGAUGAUACAAUAGAAGAUGAUUCAAUUAGUACACUAAUAAUUUUGCCCAAAAGGUUUAAAUGUUUCUAGUGAUGGUUAGAUUGUAAUGAAUGUGCUAUUAUCCAUGGAUUUUCUUCACACCACUGUUGUUAUUGUGUUCCUUAUCUUUUUUCUCGUGACGCUGAUAAUUCGUCCUCUUCCGGAACCACCAAUGAUUUUGGUGUUGGCAUGAAUGAUGAAAUGGACCAUUUGCAGUCUGAGUGAAAGCACAAGGCGGUUGGAGGCUUGGAGCGUUACUUCCACUGAUAAUUCUAGGGUUUUGCCUUUACAUGUUCUUAUAAUAAAAUAAAACAAUAUAAUGUUCAUUAGCUGUCUAAAGAUAUGUUCCGCUAUAGGUGGUUUACUGUCGAAAGGUUUAUUUGGGUAUGUACGUAUAUGUGAAACUUUACGAUUUUUUUUUGAAUAUUUUAUAAUUUAUGAGUAUAUUUGGGUCUCAAUUUAAAAGACUAUCAGGUGUGCCAUGGACAAUAAUUUCAAGAUGACAGCACUAUUUUCUACCAAGCAAAUUAACAAAACGACAUUUUAUGCUCCAUACAAAUCACAUCACCCCAUCACCAAAAGAGAGAAAAGAAAUUAAAAAAAAAAACAGGACAAAAGAGCAUGAGUGAAGAGGAAAACCCCAAGUAACGGACGCAAAAGCAUUAGAAACAUCUAAUCCUCCCCCACCGCCGUGCUCCUCCACCUACCACCGCCAUCUAUAAAUAGUUCAACCAAAAUCAACAGGGAGGAGUCGGAAAAUACGGCCGAGCUUAUUCCUAUCAGCCUAAAAACGCCUUCGCUUUUUUUUUUUCUUCCCAAAUCUCCCAUCAUCAGAAAAAUAUCUAUUUAUAAAAUAAUUAAACAAAAUUGAUUGCUGUAUGGGGUGAUUUUUUUUUUUAAAUAAUUAUACUGAAAUUAUUUAUGGGUAUAGAUUUCAAUUUUCAGACACAGUUGAAGUUCACUUGACAAAUGUGAUGAGUGACAAGAAGACUAGUAGUCCCAGCAGUAGUAGCAUCGGGAGUGAGGGCCGUCCAGAAAUGUCUGAGGACGCGGAGCCUCCGCCGCCGUCUUCUACUUCAGAUCUCGCCGCCGCCUCUAAAUCCCGCGUCUUCCAUACUGCCGCCGCCGGAGGUGGUGGGGAGGAUAACUGCUGCUUCCCUCCGAACUCAGAUCACGUCCUGGAGAAUGUGCUGGAAAACGUUCUCUGCUUCCUGACCGAUCGACGAGACCGGAACGCGACGUCGCUGGUCUGCAAGUCGUGGUACCGGAUUGAGGCCAUGACCAGAUCCGAAGUAUUCAUCGGCAACUGCUAUGCUGUGUCGCCUCAACGCGUCACGGCUAGGUUCAGCCGGGUCACCUCGGUGAUUGUUAAGGGCAAGCCCAGGUUUGCUGAUUUCGGCAUGCUUCCGCCAGACUGGGGCGCGCGCGUGGACACCUGGGUUGCCGCCUUUUCACAGCCUUACCGUGCGCUCGAGAAACUGUACUUCAAACGCAUGGUUCUCCUCGAUGAUGAUAUGCAGGCCCUGGCUGAUGCUUUCCCGAAUCUGGAGGAGCUAGUUUUGGCCUCUUGCGAAGGUUUCGGAACUUAUGGACUUGCUUGCGUUGUCAGUGAUUGCAGGUGAGUGCAACUUCUUUUAAUUUUCUUGCUUUGGCUUUGGAAUUCCUAAUUCAUCCCCUGCUUUGAUGUUUGCUACAUUCUCUUACAUAGUAAAAGGGUUGCUGCUAACUAUCAUUUUUUACAUGUUCCAGUAGAAGUCAUAUUUCAAUCAUCCACUAUAGUUGUUAAUACGUUUUUGGUGUUGAUAACGCCAUAGUUGAUAAAUUUUAACCUGUUUUGAGGUAUGAUAUUGCGCUCCAUUAUGAGACUGUGUGUGGUUUUCUUGUGCUCGCAAUUUUGAGAUUAAACUUUGAUGCUUAUUAUUUUAGGAAAUUAAGGGUGCUUGAUUUGAUGGAGUCUGAGGUCAUUGAUGAUGAUGUGGACUGGAUUUCAUGCUUCCCAGAAGGUGAAACAUGCCUUGAGGCGUUGGUCUUUGAUUGUGUGACAGGUGAGGUGAAUUAUAAAGCGUUGGAGAGAUUGGUGAUGAGGUCUCCUUCUUUGAAGAAGCUUAAGUUGAACCAGGAUGCUUCCAUUGGAAACCUCUAUAAGCUGAUGGUUAGGGCCCCACAGCUUACACAUCUGGGGACUGGAUCAUUUAGGCCAGAAGAAGGUGAUGGUGAACAAGAAGAAGAACUUAACUAUGCUUCUGCUUUUGCUGCCUGCAAAUCAUUAGUUUGUUUAUCUGGCUUUAGGGAAAUACUUCCUGAUUACCUUCCUUCCAUAUACCCUGUUUGUGCCAACCUUACUACCCUUAAUUUUAGUUUUGCCGACAUCAAUGCUGAGCAACUCAAAGCAGUCAUUUGCCACUGCCACAAGCUGCAGGUUUUCUGGGUGCUUGAUUCAGUCUGUGAUGAAGGCCUCAAGGCAGUUGCUGAAACAUGUAAGGAUUUGAGAGAGCUUCGAGUUUUCCCUCGUAAUGCUGAUGAAGAAAUGGAUGGCCCUGUUUCUGAAAUCGGAUUGGUUGCAAUCUCCGAGGGUUGCAAGAAACUUAAAUACAUAUUAUAUUUUUGCCAGAGAAUGACCAAUGCCGCAGUCAUUACCUUUUCACAAAACUUACCGGAUAUUGUGGUGUUCCGUCUCUGCAUAAUGGGCCGGCAGAGGCCUGACCCGCUAACUGGUGGGCCAAUGGAUGAAGGUUUUGGAGCAAUCGUCAAGAACUGUAAGAAUCUCACCCGCCUCUCCACAUCUGGUCUGCUGACUGACCAAGCUUUUAAUUACAUCGGGAAAUAUGGUAAAUUGGUGCGGACCUUGUCAUUUGCGUUCGCUGGGAACAGUGACUUGGGGCUGAAGUACGUGCUGGAGGGAUGCCCGAAGUUGCAAAAGCUCGAGGUAAGGGAUUGCCCGUUCGGAGACUUGGCUGCCCGUGCUGGUUUGCAUCACUAUUACAACAUGAGAUUCAUUUGGAUGUCGUCUUGCCGAGUAUCACGUCAAUGCUGUGAGGAGAUUGCACACCAGUUGCCGCACUUGGUGGUGGAAGUGGUUGACUGGAACGAGUUGGGGAGGAAUGAGACCGAUUAUGAUGUUUUGUACAUGUACCGGUCUCUAAAUGAUGAACCAAGAACCGAUGCCUCAAAGUUUGUUCAAAUAUAUUGAUGUUAGGAAAUAUGCUGGAAAAGGUGUCAUUGUGGUUUUAUCGAUUUUUUUCAUGCAAGGUCGUCGACCAGCGGAAUAUCGGUGAUUUAUUCGAGGACGGUUUCUUCAAUGACGUUCAUUUUGUCUUAGAGAAGAAAGAAGCCACGGACACUACUAGGUGUAAGAAGGGGUGUCCUACAGAAGUGGAAAUUGAGAAAGUUCAUAGUGGAAAUUGCAUAAUUCCCAUUUGAUUAUAUUUAGUUUUCUCUUGUUUUUAUUCUCUGUAUCAGUUUAGACUUAGACCUGUUUAUUUUUCUUCAGGUGUGUUGCUUCUUUUGCACCUGGCUGCCGAAUUGAUUUAUUUGUUGUUAUUUUACUAGACAUUUCAUUCCAUUAAUGAUAUGUAUGGUAAGCAUUGUUGAUCAAUAACUCUGGUUUCCUCAUUUGGUUAUCUUAUCUAUGAAAGUUGCAUAAAAGCCUUGUGAGAUGAA